UGAGGAGGAAGGCGGGACCAACGCGCGGACCGGCCAAUCAGAUGCGCCGUCAGCAGGAGUGCCAGCCAAUCGGAACAGGGAGGGGGGGUCCAGGACUAGGAAGAAACGGCGGCCGGGAGGGGGCUGCCGGGACCAUGGGGCUUCUGACCAUUCUGAAGAAGAUGAAGCAGAAGGAGCGGGAGCUGCGACUGCUCAUGCUUGGCCUAGACAAUGCAGGCAAGACCACCAUCCUCAAGAAAUUCAACGGGGAGGACAUUGACACCAUCUCCCCCACGCUGGGCUUCAACAUCAAGACCCUGGAACACCGGGGAUUCAAGCUGAACAUCUGGGAUGUGGGCGGCCAGAAGUCACUGCGGUCUUACUGGCGGAACUACUUUGAGAGCACUGACGGCCUCAUCUGGGUGGUGGAUAGCGCUGACCGCCAGCGCAUGCAGGACUGUCGGCGGGAGCUGCAGAGCCUGCUGGUGGAGGAGCGCCUGGCUGGAGCGACCCUCCUCAUCUUUGCCAACAAGCAGGACCUGCCAGGAGCACUGUCCUCCAGCGCCAUCCAAGAGGCCCUGGAUCUGGAGUCCAUCCGCAGCCACCACUGGUGCAUCCAGGGCUGCAGCGCCGUCACCGGGGAGAGCCUGCUGGCCGGCGUCGACUGGCUCCUCACCGACAUCUCCAGCCGCAUCUUCACCACCGACUGAGCAGCCCCGAGCAGCGCGCCCGGCCCUCUGCGAGCACCACCGUGGGAGGGGAACGGGCGCGGCCCCCGCCCAGCUAACACUCCCAGCGCCUGCUGCUGCUCCUGCUGCCCCCGUGGCGGGAGGGCUGCCC
Messenger RNA from Sorex fumeus (smoky shrew), 819 nucleotides. RefSeq names its product ADP ribosylation factor like GTPase 2 (gene ARL2). The transcript is spliced from 5 exons. The record is from RefSeq and is a predicted model, not a curated record. Gene Ontology annotation, biological process: protein folding. NCBI's taxonomy places the organism in Eukaryota, Metazoa, Chordata, Mammalia, Eulipotyphla, Soricidae. The coding region runs from base 42 to 689 and encodes 215 amino acids. Gene Ontology annotation, cellular component: cytoplasm; microtubule cytoskeleton. Gene Ontology annotation, molecular function: GTPase activity; GTP binding.